Penicillium olsonii is the source of this 2406-nucleotide messenger RNA. Lineage: Eukaryota; Fungi; Ascomycota; Eurotiomycetes; Eurotiales; Aspergillaceae. The record is from the annotation of a GenBank genome assembly.
AUGGAGGAUACCAACCUUGAAAGGCAUGGCCUGCUGGCAGAUGAGGAUCUUGAAAAACAGGAGGCUGUGAAUGCCAAGGUCCCUCACCCUUUCAAAAGAUGGUACGAUAGCUUUCGUCCAAGAAAGCGCGACUCCAGCCAGCGACGGUAUGUUGAGGGCUGGUCAGAUUCGUCAUCUCAUGAUUCGCGCGGUCACCGGUCGAGUGUGUCCGAAUCGUCCCAGUUUGAGACGGUGUUGACGGCCUCCACAAGCGUCACAAGUCAGUGUAUGCUGCAAUCUCGGCCAAGCGUACCCGAUAGAAAAGCCGCAAGUAUGUUCUCAGACUCGGGCAAUUCUGGUGACUCGCCUCAGCCCAGUUCGAGUAACCACCCGGAUGAGGCCACGGACCUCAGAGCCAUCAAACGACGCCAUAUACUUCGGGAACUUGUCACGACUGAGUGCGAUUAUGUGUUAGGAUUAAAGGCUCUCACUGGGAUUCUCACUAUCUUCAACAUCCGGCGAAAGAUAUCGGACAAUGUCCAAGAAAUCCUAGACAUCCACGAGCUGUUUUUGACCAAAAUCCAAGCGUCAUCUCCAAUGUCAGCACUCCAUGCCCAACGAGCGAGCGAUAUGGAGUUCACAUCCAAGGGAAUCUCAAAACGGCUGAGUACAAAUUUGGGCAGCUUGAGGGGACUAAAGCAGGGUUCCCUCAGAAGUCGCACAAUGAAGGCAUCUGUCAACGAACGUCUCAAAACCCUCACAGCUGAUCCGGCGGAGGCGCUGGAUGUUGCAAGGAACAUCGAGGAGCUGUCACGCUCGUUCUCUGCGUACGACGAAUACUGCGCCAACUACGAGCUAUUCUCGCACGAUGUUGCGCUUCUGCGCCAGAAACCCGCCGAGUGGACAAUCUACGAUCGAGGAAUUGAGGCAAUGGCCAAGUCGGUUGCAUCGACGGAGCGACGCAGACACGACGAUAGUAAAUCAAUGACCUUCAAUGAUCUAUUGAUCAAACCCAUUCAGCGUCUUUGCAAAUACCCCCUCAUGCUCCAGGAUCUACUCAGAGCCACGCCUGCCAGUGACUGUCCAUUUGUACAUGAUGAAAUCCAACAAAUCCUGGAUGGUGCAAGAAAAUUAGUAGGACGCAUUAAUCUGGCGACCGGAAACCCGGUCUAUAAAGAUCGUAUUUCCAAGACGAUGCUACUACGUGAGAAGAUUGAUGUUGGAAAAUCGGUGAGCGACUCCAAACUUAUGGCCAGAGCGGACAUAACUAAUGGACUCAAGAACGACGCUUUGCAUGAUGUUUACCAAGAUUUGGGCGCGAUGGUCCUGUGCGGUGUGCUUCACGUCACCUACCAAACCACCGAAGCAACAAUAGCCGGGGAGUUCAUGGUCUGUGUUCUUUUCAACCGCUAUAUGCUCUUUGCCAAGGGCGUUGAUGACCUGCGUCGACUAGAGGCCGUGGCCUGUGUUUACCUGGAUAAGGUCAAGUUUGAUGUGCUUCAAAAUGGACGAGGUCUGUGCUGCUAUGAGUGUAUCUUUUCGUGGAAACUCCUGUUUCAAGACCGAAAUGCCAAUUACGAGUUCGUCCUCAGUGCAUCGUCUGCAGCAGAGGAAAGGCAUUGGAAUACAGAGAUUCUCAGGCUAUCCGCCGCUCUGGCCGAAGCUUCUCAGCCUAGAACUGGGGAGUCAGAGGCUCAUGCUUUUUCAGCGCUGCGCCUAGCGCCUUUGGAUCAAGUACAGUAUCAAGUCUCUUCUUUGGCCCGACGGUCGUGUAUGGACUCCGUGUCAAUCGCAAGCAAGUACGAAGUCCAGCAUGUGAUCCUUAGAAAGACUCACUAUCCACGCCACGUCGAAGAGCCAACAGCCCAGCUAGAAGGUGAAAUUGAGCGACCGAAAACACCGCCAGAGGGAACAUCGGUGACCUUGGUUGCCCGGCGAAUAGAUCGAAUUCGCUUGGAACGGCUGAUUGCGGACAUUUGGUCCCGAGACCUUCUCCCCACCCCAGGGAUGGUGCUCGGUAGAGGCGAUCUCUUCCGCCGUCGGCCCCUUAUGAAAAACCUCAGUAUUCAUACGGCGUUCCACAAACGCUCCGCAUCCGUUGGUGUUGGCGUGACCCCCCGAAAGCCGCCAAGUGUGGCCCGACCAGAAUUCGAUGAAGAGAAGGAGAUUGGACGCAGUAGCGAGGUAUUCGAAGACAAGGAAGACAAGGAAAUUGACUAUCAGCCUCGCACUCCUAUCACACCCCAGCAAUCCAAAACAACGCGACUCCCAGGCUCAGCUCGAACGGCUUCACCGCGUAGCGAGGCCCGGUCGAGCCAGGAGGAUAGCCCUGUGUCAGGUCCAUCACCGAAGAAAUGGUCAUCCCCCAAGAGUCUGUUUAGUGCCUUGGCACCGAGGAAGUUGAAAAAAGCCCCGCUCUCCAGCUGA